Messenger RNA from Drosophila novamexicana, 655 nucleotides. Its product is annotated as peritrophin-1. Gene Ontology annotation, molecular function: chitin binding. NCBI's taxonomy places the organism in Eukaryota, Metazoa, Arthropoda, Insecta, Diptera, Drosophilidae. The transcript is spliced from 2 exons. The record is from RefSeq and is a predicted model, not a curated record. Gene Ontology annotation, cellular component: extracellular region. The coding region runs from base 66 to 584 and encodes 172 amino acids.
AUAGUUCAGUAUUAUUCCACUCAUACCUUCACGAGCAGGCAGACCAAUAGGAACUAACCGUAAACAUGAAAGUGUGCUUAAUUGGAAUAAUACUUUGCUAUGCGAUAACUGCCUUUGCUCUGCCACUCGAUGAGUCAACCAUAUUGGAAAUUUCAACUAUUGAGACAACAACUGCCGAAACGGACACAACCGAGACACCAACAACUGUAACAACAGAAAUAGAAACCACCUUUGAACCACCUGUUCUUUGUGAUGAUGGUGUCCAAUUUCUGCCAGCGCCAAAUUGUGAUCAAUUCUACUUGUGCGCAUAUGGUAUAGGAAUUCUAAAAACAUGUCCCAACGGACUCUAUUGGGAUCCCUCGCUAGACGUUUGCAACUGGGGCUCAGAUAAUUGCGAAAGCGAUCCGGCCGUCCCUGAAUCGCCGGAAUCUGAUUGCUCCACGGGAAAUCAAUUUGUGCCCGAUGAAUCUGAUUGCACCAAGUACAUUCAGUGCGUUUAUAAUAUUGGAAUUCAAAUGAGCUGCCCACCCGGCCUAUUCUGGAACCAACCACUUCAGAGAUGCGACUACGAAUGCAAGUUUUAGAAUUUCUCCGUGAACCGAGGCAGUUUUGUUAAAAUUGCAAAAUAUAUUAUUCAAUACUGUCAAAAGAGCAA